ACGCGCCGAGCUAGACCGGAGGUUCAGCAGGAGCGAAGAAGAAGUCAUGCUAACAGUUAGCAGCUAGCUGUUUCCAUCAUGGCGGACCUGAACCGGCAACUGCAGGAGUAUCUGUCUCAGUCCAAAGCCACUAAGACAGUCUCCCAGUCCGGCCCCAGCACCGCAGUGGACCUGGGCGACCCGGAGCCGGUACCGGGGAGCUGGUUCGGUCGGUGGUCCAGUCCGUGGCCCAGCAGUUCGUCCAGCCAGAGCUCCGGCGGAAACAGCGGUUUCUCCUGGCCGUGGUCGGCUGAGCCGGACCCUUGCCUGCCGGGCAUGAGCCGGCGGCAGCGGCUGGUGGCCUUCGGUGUUUGCGUGUCGUUCUCCGCGCUGUGCUUCGGUCUGUCGGCGCUCUACGCGCCGCUGCUGCUGCUCUACGCCCGCAAGUUCGCGCUGCUCUGGUCGCUCGGCUCGCUGUUUGCCAUCGCGGCGGCGGCGGUGCUGCGGGGCCCCAGCAGACUGGCCGCCGGUCUGCCCACCUCCCCCGGAGCCGCCGUGUACCUGUGUGCCCUCGGAGGGACCCUGUACGCGGCGCUCAGCCUCCACAGCACCGCGCUAACGGCGCUGGGCGCCGCCCUGCAGGUCGCCGUCAUCGCCGGCUGCCUGGUGUCGCUGCUUCCCGGAGGGAGCGCCGGGAUCCGCUUCAUGGGCGGGAUGGCGGCGUCCGCUAUCAAAAGGACCGUCACCGGGAAAACCAUGCCGAUCUGACCGGGACAGAGAGCCGGAGACCGGCAGGUCUCACAGCCAAAGCAGGGGCCGGAGCCCCGGUCAGAUAGCAGCUGGACUGAGUGUCAUUCCUCUGCAGACACAUGAUUAUUGAUUAUCAGCUGCUCAUAUUGAUCAGACAUGGAGGAAAACAAACCCUGAACGUGACCUGCAGGGCCGACAGACUGCUGAAGUUCUCUGAGGACCAAAUCAGUGUGAAACAGUUUGAGCUGCAGACAGGUGAUGUGUUCAGGUGUGAUGUGGGAGCUCAGUCAUUAAACACACUGUUAAACACGG
Molecule: messenger RNA, 1041 nt
Organism: Stegastes partitus (bicolor damselfish)
Lineage: Eukaryota; Metazoa; Chordata; Actinopteri; Pomacentridae
Gene: sft2d3
Product: SFT2 domain containing 3
Exons: 1
Coding region: 79-747 (222 amino acids)
Biological process (GO): vesicle-mediated transport
Cellular component (GO): membrane
Source: RefSeq, a predicted model, not a curated record